GACAGAUUUGAUAUGACAUUCAUAAAUUUAUUCGCGUUUCAGCCGACAUUUGACAACAAUAAUAAAUAAAUUUGUUUAAUAGAAUUUAAGAUAUAGAUAACAACUUACAUGAUGUCAUCUGAUUCUGAAGAUGAAGCUAUGAAACCCCGCGAUUACAAAGAAAUUGCUGAUGAAAUAGAACAAUGUAAAAGAAAUCCAGAAACCUCUGGAAUGUUUGUAUCAGGUUGGGAUGAUGCUGAAGUUGAUGUAGAAACUGUUGAAAAUCCGAAGGAAAAUCCCAUUGACCAUGUCUUAUGGGCAGCUGAAAAUGGGGAACUGGAUAUCUUAAAAGGCUUGCUAGAAAAACAGCCUGGCCUAGUUCAUGCACAAGACUCUGAUGGGUAUACUCCACUACAUCGUGCUGCAUAUAGUAAUCACGUCAAUAUAAUAUCAUACUUGCUGAGUGCAGGGGCUAAUAUAGGUUCAAGAACUGAACUUGGUUGGACACCGUUACACUCUGCAUGUAAUUGGAAUAACUAUGCAGCAGUAGCAAGACUUCUUUCAGGAGGAGCGAGCCCUCUUGCUCUAUCUGAUGGAGCACAAUCACCAUUACAUCUUGCAUCAGCAAUCAGCCACUGUAAAUCUACACUGGUCAUCUUAUUUUUACGAGAAGAUAUGGUUGAACUUGCAAAGAGACCCAACAAUUCAAAUGAAACCCCUGAGCAAUUAGCCCGUGGUCAUGGGAUUUAUGCUCCAUUAUUUGAAAUGGUUUUGCCAGCUGUAUCUUACAUAAGAUCUUUAGCUUUUACUUGUAAUCCAUAUUAUAGGAAUACAUCUCAUUAAAAAAUGUAAUAUGAGGUUUCAAGAGGUUUAAAUUUAAUUAUUAGCUGCGCUGACUUCACAUGAGAUGCAUACAUAUAAUUUAUAUGAUUAAUAAUGUAUUAGUAAUAUUUUAUACUCUAUAAUGCCUAUUUCUAUGAUAAUGUUAUAAAGGACAAUGAAAAUAACACUUUGCUGAACUGAUAAAUUUAAGACUAUACUUAAAUUAUUUACUUUUAUUAUAUUUAAUUUACAAUG
Zerene cesonia (dogface butterfly) is the source of this 1056-nucleotide messenger RNA. It is a transcript of the gene Ankrd49, whose product is annotated as ankyrin repeat domain-containing protein 49. The transcript is spliced from 4 exons. The record is from RefSeq and is a predicted model, not a curated record. Gene Ontology annotation, molecular function: protein binding. Bases 109 to 822 code for a protein of 237 amino acids. Lineage: Eukaryota; Metazoa; Arthropoda; Insecta; Lepidoptera; Pieridae.